AAACCUGAUGGAAAUGCUCCGUUCUUCAUCGAACUGAACUGCACCUUCCUGAAGUUGUUUGAUCUCCAAUUCUCAUACUGAGUCUAAAGACCUAUACCCGUACCAGGUAGGGAGUGGCAGUGUGUAACAGUCCAACGGAUCAUUACUUGAAUAUCCUACUCAUCUAACAGAUCGGAUGCUGUUUUUCAAGCCAUCUUCUUCUGUCAUAACUCAACUUCCUAAAUGUUCUCAUUCAAGGCUCCACUGAUAUUUGAAAACACUUGUCAGCUCCAUCUGAAGUUUGAUCUGGUUAUUUCUGAAGUGGGCACAAUGCUAACAUCACCAUAUUUAUGAGUGAUAUUUUGUCCUGUUCACAGGAGUUUGUCUUCUCCAUGGAAAGAGAAAAACAGCGGUAAUUGCACCGACUUCAUACGUCAAGUGGUUCCGAAGUUACUUGUGUUCAGUUUGUACAGGAUUGUGCGGUUUAUACGGCGCGAAGUACAAUUUUUAACUAUUUCUUCUGACUAGUUUAGCUUAUAUCUCGGGUUGUGCUAAACCAGUGUUUGUCAAACAAAGACAGUUCUGUUCAGAAGUCAACAUAAAAUUUUAAUAUAACAACAGAAUACUGUUUACGUAGUUUAAAAAAAAAACUGUCCGGAAUCAAUAAUAUUGAGUGGGACCAUCAAUCAUGGCUUUUGUAAAAUCCCUUCGCCUGCUAAAUUUGUUGGUAAUCACUCUCAUUCUGUGCGACAAUGUUACAGUGGGUGUGGACUUUUUUGAGGUUACCAAGGAAGCCUACGAAAAACAGCAGAAGUUUUUGGAGCAGUGGAAUGACUUGGUAACACGUGGAGAAAUAACUCGAGGUCUUCACAAAACAUUUCCCAUUUACAAGUUUGAAGGGGAAACUGUACAAAAGAUGAAAGUGAAGGACAUAUUCUGCAUGCUACAAAAUUGGCUUCACCUUCACACUGAUAGCACGCACAGAUUUGUUGAAAUGAAUAUUGGAGGUAAAUCCUAUCGAUUUCGAAUCCAUCUAAAUCUUUUCGGAAAGUCGCACAUUGUAAUCAAAAACGAAGAGGGACAAUCUCCAACUAAAUAUGAAACGAUUUUCGAACAAUUUGACAAGUUUAAGGGGAAUAUUAAGGAAAUUGCUGAAGCCAUGCUAAAGUCUUCAAACGAACCAAUGAAUGCUCAAACAAAAUGGUCAGUUGGUGACGAAGAGACUCGAGAAGUAAUGCGAGAAAUGAUGGUUAUCACUCAAGUUGCGGAAGCUGCCAGACCGACGGAGCAGAGCUACAAUGCGUUACUACGCAUCAUGGAUACAGUCACUGAAGAAGCAACAUGGAAAGAAGAAGUUAACAAAUUAAAACCCAAAACUGGACGAAUUCCAGGAUCAGAUAAAACCGUGAGAAAAAUCUUACAACAAAUAACAAAAGGAGAGUUCAGUUCAUUUCGAAAAGCAUUCCACGACCUAUUUCCAAUAAGCAUAACAACUCAAAAGGGUCGGGAAAGCCUCUUUGAAAUUGGCAAUCAAUUUGAUGCGGUCUCAAGUAGCGAUUCAGACACCGAUUCAGAAGAACAUCAAGACAAACCACCGAAAAGAAAAAGAGUGGAUUCAGAAGUGGAUUCAGAAGUGAAACCUCCACAGAAAAGACUGGAUUCAAAAGCAGUAGCAGUAAGCGACGGAGACAAGUCUAACUUGCAAGACAAGAUAAAAGAAGAAUUAGAAAAAACAAGUUGUAAAAAGCGAAGAAAGAGGGACGGAUCUUGCACCGUGAAACGCUUGAAGGUUGUGGAUGACUCUCUCAGAUGGGAAGGAGAGUCUCUUUAUUUCCAGACUGUUGAUGAAGACGGAAGGAAAAUCACACAUGAAGUAGAAGUUGACUUAAAAAAGACGGCAACCCCAGAAUUCACCAAAGAACGUCUUUCAAACCUCAAAGAAUCUGGCUUACUUAAGGGAACAGACACUACAGGAAAGGCUCUUGGAGUGUACGGUGCUGCUGUUGGCAUUCUUGCUAGUAUUCAGUACUUCUCUCAAGGAGAGAGUGGAAGGGCAUUAUUUUCCUUAAGCCAAGCAACCCAUGCAAUUGGAGGAUUGACAGGACUUAACAAUGUUCUUGAACAAGCAGUUCGCAAAACUGUCACAUACACUGCUGAACAAAUUGGGUUAGAGAAGACUCUCGAAAAAAUGUCUGAACUAGGUGCUAAAGCUUUAGGUGAAUCAACAAGUAAAGUACUUAGCCGAUUCAUUGGAGACUUACCAUUUGUUGGUCUAGCAUUCGAUGCAUAUUUUAUUGUGGAAGAUAUCAAGGAUCUCACAGAUGAAAAUUCUUCUACGCCUGCAUUUCUAAAAAUUACACAUCUUAUUCUUGAUGUGGAAACAACGAUCUUGACACUUGUUGAAACUGCUCUACCUCCACUAGCCGAAGUUUUGGAGCCAUUCAUCAUUGCUUCCACCAUAGUACGAAUAUCUAUUGACAACUUUUAUCUAGACAUACAAGAUGAGCUUGCAAAAGUGAAAGGAAAAGGCUUUGGAGAACAAGUUGGAGCAUUUACGAAAGGAUUUUUAGAAGGUUACGCUGAUUUCUUUACACUUGGACUUGUUCAACAAAUCAAAGGACUGAAAAGACAGCAAGAAUAUAAUCGACAGCAACUAACAAAUCUUUCAAACCCUGCUAGUUAUUUUAAUGUAACAUUUCAAGGACUGGAUGGAAAUGGAGAACCUGUCGGAACUGUAGACUUUACAGCUGGAAUACUGUCCCAGUUUGGAGGAUUCUUGACUGUUAAGUUAAAUAAAAAUGGAACAUUCACUGUAGAGUUACCUGAGGUUCCAACCGAGAGUGGAAUUCCGACACGAGUAGUUAGAACAUUCUCUUUUGGUCACCCGGUGAAUGACGUGGUGCUGGGAGUUGGUGAAGUAGCGAGUCCACGAUACAUUCGCAAAGAAGCAAAACUAUGGCUUUUUAUUCCUGUGGAACAAUUUGACAUUAUUGAUGGUUUUGACACUCACCAAUCUUCUCAGUAUGGUGUGUACACUGGCAACUCCCAUGACAACAACUUUUAUGCUGUACAAGGUGGUAAAGAGCGAAAGAAGAGAUCGCCAUUGUACAAAAAGCUUCGUCAUAGGCGUACAACACGCACAGAACAAGACUGUGUAAGUUCCAGUGAAAUUAAAGUUCAUCUAAAUAGCUAUCACUACGACCUGUACGGAAGAGGAGGAAAUGAUCGAUUCUUUCUGGGACCACAGACCUCUCGCGUUGCUGGUGGUGACGAUAACGAUCUGUACUUCAUCUAUGCAAACGGAAGAGCCAUAAUUGAUAACUUUGCUCAUGAUCAAGAAAUGGAUACCCUUUUUCUUAAUGUCAGCCAUGAGAGAAUAAGAUGCGCAAGGGAUGAAUGGGACCUCUUGGUGAGCUACUGUCAGGACACCAGUCAUGUCAUUAAGAUAAAGAACUGGUUUUCUCAUGGCAAAGAACAAUUUUAUCGACACAUUUAUCUAGCUACCCAGGAUGGGGUAGUUAUUGGCGUUCCAAAGAGUGAAGUGAACAACGCUCAGUAUCAAAUCAGUUGCAGUGCAGUAUCAGUAGACAAAUCUAGCAGCACCUCAGCAGAAACUCUAACACUAACUGGAUCCCUAUCACAAGUAAAACAAGCCACAGGAUCAAACUAUUCAGAUGUCAUAACUGGGAAUGAAAAACCUAACAUCCUAUCUGGCGGACUUGGAGAUGAUGAAAUUACUGGUGCUAAUGGAUCAGAUAUAUACCUCGUAAACAGGGGUGGUGGAAGAGAUACAAUAAACAACUAUGCCACUGACAAACAGGUGGACACAAUUAUCUUUGGAGUCCCUUUUGCAGAGAUAUUGGUGGAAAAAAGCCGCCAGACUGAUUUGGUUAUGCACGCUUUGACAGGUGAUCGAUCUACUACUCAAGUAACACUCCAGUCAUGGUUUACAGGCUCAGAUUGGAAACACGCUGUCUUUGUUUCAAGUGACUAUAUUACGUUUGAGGUAAAGGAAGACAGUAAUGGAAUCCCAAGAAAACAUCCACACAGUAUUGAUUUCAGUGAGUUCCAGCACGGUGCACGAUUGAAUCUGAGGAAUUCGAACGCCAAACAUCAAAGUAUCUACAUUGAGGAACAACUUGCAGAAAAAGUAAAAGUCAUUAUGGACUCUCCAUAUAAUGACACACUCAUCGGUAAUGCACUCGGUAACUUUCUCACCUGUUCCGGCGGUAUUGAUUUCCUUCAAGGAAAUGAAGGAAAGGAUACAUACGUAAUUAAAGAGAGGUGCAGUGGAGUUAUAAUUGAGAAUAUAGACAGUAAAGGCGAUUUUGACAUGAUGCUACUAAAUUGUUCUAGUCAAAACAUUCGUUUAAUUUUGUUUAGUUCACACUUGAUCCUGCGAUGUAACCUGAACAAUGGCUAUUUCGAAGUGCAUCUUAACAACUGGUUUCAGUCUCCAGAGCAACGCCAUCUCAUUGUCAAAACGUCUGACAAAAUUGCAGCCUUGCUCCCAGAAACAACAGCAGAACAUAAUUUGAAUCAAGGCCGUCUUUUUCCAUAUCAAAUUGAGGCAGAUGAAGACUGUGAUGGAGAACUUUGUGUUAUUAAUCUAAACGUCCCACCAUAUUCAAAAUGUGAACGAUUUGUAGCAAAAACCGACUUGUGCAGUUAUUCUAUCAUUGGAAAUGAACUAAAUAACUACAUCGAUCCUGGACCAGGCAAUCCGUUUGGUUCACAGAACUUGACAGGGAAUAACGGUACAGACACCUAUGUUAUGGGCCACAGAUACGGAACAUUCAACACCAUUGAUAACUUUGCCGAAGACAAAGAACUAGAUCAUCUGAAACUUGAUGUUAUUUUCCACGAUAUUGAGGUCUCGCGUGAUGUCAGUGAUGCUACUUUGACAUCUCGUUCCAGAAAUGACUCAAUCAGGGUUACCGUCGUCAACUACUAUACUGGAGUGACAUACCAACACUUGCUAGUUCAUAGCAUUGAUGGAGUCUUGUUCAAAUUAAGUGACGAAUUUCCAUACAUCAAGGUUAUUAUUGUAGACUUCUCUACCUCUAUGUUCAGUCAAGUGUUGUCUGCACAUGUAAACACAACCUUUUCUACUGCUCGUGUUCUACUUGGAUCUAAAUUUGCUGAAAACCACAUUGAAGGUGGAAAACACACAACAAAGAUUAUUGGAGGACAGAAGAAUGAUACCAUAAUUGGUGGACCUGGUGGAGAAGAUUUGAUUGGUUUAGAUGGGCAUGAUACCAUAUAUGGUGGUCCAGGAAAUGAUGCACUUUAUGGUGGAGAUGGCGACGACUUUCUCGAUGGGGGUCUAGAUGACGAUGUGUUUUAUGGUGGCAUGGGAGCCGACACAAUCAUAGGAGGUCCAGGUUCAAACACAGUGGUUUUUAGUGGGCAUAGCCUUACCGGUGUGAACAUAAACCUUCAAAUUGGUCUUGGAUGGGAUGCAGAUGCUGAAGGUGAUUCUUUUGAAAUGAUUAACAACAUUCUAUCUUCAGAAUAUGAUGAUUUUCUGAUUGGAAAUGAUGACAACAAUGUCAUACGAGCAUAUGGUGGAGAGGAUUUCAUUUUUCCAGCUGGAGGAGAUGAUCUUCUUCAAGGAGGAAGAGGCUCUGAUAUCUAUCAACUUGACAAUGCGUUCGGGCACAAAGUGAUCAAUAACUUUGCAACUGACGAAGAACUUGAUUUAAUUGUUUUGAAUCAAACUUCAUUACAUGGAAUUUGCUACUAUUUUUACGGUGAAGAUUUGCAGUUGACAGUGGGCUUUGAUAAUUCUACAGAAGCAGUAUCAAGAGACUUUCUUGGUCAGAACUUUCUGAUGAUAACCCUUCCGUUCUGGUUGCGAAACAGCACAUAUCAGCAUAUAGCAUUCUCUUUCUCUGAUGGCUACUUAACCCCGGAAGAUUUUGAUGAAAGCUAUAGACAACUGGAGCCUAUGAUUAAUUUGGUGCGUAGUGGACAACUCCUUUACAGCACAAUUGUUUCAGCGACUUCCAUUCGACUAAUCUUUAAUGUAAGCUCUUGGAACGAUGUGAACGAUUCUCAUGAGACAGUGAGUCUUCAAUAUGUACACUUUGAGUACAAUUCUACUACAUAUUAUCCUCUGAAUCUACCACCUCCUGAGUCAGUCACAGUCAAUAACCUGGCAGCAGGGUCAACACAUAGCUUUACUUUGAUCCUGAGUUCUUGUGAGCUAAAUGUUGCCAUUUCACCUUUAUUGUAUGGUACUAUUCCCCCAAACCAACCCACUGGUCUAAUUGCUGAUCCACUCUUGGACGGUUUUGUUAUACACUGGAAUCCACCCACUUCUCUGACCGAUCCUUCAGUCCAAGAUUAUGAGUACAAUGUUAGAAUUUGGAGUGUUGAACAAGCCGGAGACAAUUUUGAGCAGACCACCAACAGUUCCAACAUCUCUGUAUUCAGUUUGAUUCCAGAGACUGAAUAUCAUAUUUCUGUUAGUAGUCUGGUGUACAAUACAACUAAUACUCCUGCACAGAUAACAAUAAGGACUGGUAAAAAUACUUGCACAAACUUAGUUAAUUUGCCAUCACAUCUGCGGAUAGAGGAUUCAACACGUAAUGAACAAGGAUAUAUUGUUGCAAUAGUCUCGUGUGAGACUGGUUACGAAUUGGAAGGUAGUAGCAAUAUCAUCUGUAAUGACGUGACGUCAAUCAUCCCUAGAUGUAGUAUAACAGAAUGCACACUGCCAGUAGUCACCAAUGCUGAACUUGUUGUGGGUAGUGACAACCCUGUUUAUGAAGACACGUUUUCAUGGAGAUGUGUGCACGGUUAUGAAAUAAGUCGUGAUGGAACAAACACAUUCAGUAGUGUUUGUGGUCACCAGUCUCAGUGGACUCCCGAAAUUCCAACCUGCUAUGAAAAAUCAAAGUGUACAGGUCUGAAGGCUCCACAGUUUGGUAGCGUGAAUGCUACUGCAAUUUAUGUAGAAGAGAAUGUUACCUAUUCCUGCUCUUCUGGGUACAAUCUUCAAGGCCCUGCGCACAAACAAUGCACUAGAGUUGCAGGAAUUGAGGCAUUUUUGUCUCCAUCAGAUGUGACCCAAUGUGUACCACGAGUGUGUCCAGCUUUAUUACCACAGACACAUGGCUUUUACAAUAACAUAAGAUCUCAAUAUGUGACGGGAGAUAUGGUGGAACUGGUUUGUAACGGAGGGUACUAUGCAAGAGAUGAUCGAGACUACCCAGAACCAAUGAUGUUUAUUUGCAAUGGUUAUGACUGGAACCCACCACAGAGGCACUGUCAGUCUAUCAUUGAAGUGUUUGACGCAAGGCAUUAUAUUUCACACGUCGAUGUGAGUGUGCAAUAUACGAUAUCUUCACGGCAAGGCACUAUUGUUCCAACAUCACUGUAUCCUCGAGCCUGCCGUCAAAUACUGCCACACUUUACAAAAUGGGUUUUAAAUCCUGAGACUUUACUAAGCAUACAUCCACGUCUUGAUUGUCAUAGAGCAAUUUAUUUUGCUAACGGACCAACUCGCUAUGAAGGAAUUCUCAAAAUUAGUUCAGAGAAUGACUUUGCAUAUGUGUGUGUAAUGAGCAAUCACUUACACACUGCUACUGAAGUUUGUAGACAACUUGGGUACGAGCAAUACACCAGUUCCAUUUACCACAGUGCAUCAGCAAUCCAGACAACUUACAUAUCACAAACUUCAUCCCCAACAAAAAUAUCCCAACAUGAACAACUAUGCAACCACAGAAUCAGCUGUAGAAGAACAUGUGAUCAACUCUUCCUUCCUCACGGUAAUUGGCAAUUCGGAUGCCCACAAACACUGGAAGGACAAACUUGUGACUUUUCUUGUGAUGCUGGUUAUGGAAUGAUAGGAUCAUCAUCUCGAACCUGUACAAGCAAUGGAUGGACAGGGAAUCACCCAUUUUGUGAUGGAGAGUUAUGGAAGACUGACAUUGAAAGAGAAAGUCGUGAAAAGUCCGAUCUUACCCAUCAUGGCCUGUCCAUUUAUCUGAAAAAUUAUCUAUGUGUCAACUAUCCAGGAGUCUAUUGGAUGGUUGCAGUCUACGAUCCUAUUUCAGGUUCUGAUAAACACACUGUCUCAGGAUAUGGAUAUUAUCACCUUUUCCGUCAUUACGGACAUAACAUUGUGGUAGGACAUAGCCUACCCAACAUUGGAUCAUCUCACAAUGACUUGAGUGUUUUGUUUUGGCGAGCAUAUUCUCGCCAGUAUGAUAAAAAAGGAUGGGGUGGUUCAGUUUUAAAUGCUCAGCGUACAGUUAGUGCAACGUGGGACAAGCUUGUCAAUCUCGGAGUGAGACCAGACAUGCUUCUUAUUUACAGGAGCACAUAUAGCGGUGCAUGGGCUUCGUGUUAUGACGAAAAUCGAGUGUAUACCACCGAUGGUGUGGUAUUGCUGAUAUAAUGACGUAAACGCGAUGUCAAGCUUUACAUACAAGUUAUAAUUAUAAAUACUUAUUAAUUGGUACAAGUUAUAAUUAUAAAGAUUUAUUAAUUGAUACUAUUUACAAUUAUUAUGAACACUACAAACUGGAAAAAGCCCACUUUCCGUUGGAGGGUUGGAACAAUAGGCCUACAGAAAUGAUUUGGAAUGGUCCAAUUGCUUUACAUGCAAAUUGGUAUGCGAAUUACAUUAUGCAAGCUUUUCACAAAUUGCAAAAAAAAAAUGUCUGAUAUUAAUACAGUUCCUAUUGUUGGUCUCUUUGUUCCGCUGCAAGUGGUCUACCCACAGCCAUUAAGAGUUGAUGCUUGAGGACUACUGGGACAGACAAGGCCAAUGGGACCGAUUCAUAAAAACUAGCAAUUGCUUAUUGUAAGCACAGGCACCGAGCAAAAGCAAAAGUUCAUCAACAGAAGCUGUUAUCAAAAGGGCAAUUCCAUGGUCAGUCGCAUUACAUUUUUCUGUGUCAUUUCUUGAUCUUGGUGCUAAUAGAUCUGUCUGGGAUAUUUUUUCCACUAAGUUUAUAGACUGAUUUGUACUUGACACCCGAGGCUUUGAAGUGAUGAUAUUAGAAAUGUUGUGGGCUUU
Asterias rubens (European starfish) is the source of this 9010-nucleotide messenger RNA. RefSeq lists its product as uncharacterized. The record is from RefSeq and is a predicted model, not a curated record. Gene Ontology annotation, cellular component: membrane. Lineage: Eukaryota; Metazoa; Echinodermata; Asteroidea; Forcipulatida; Asteriidae. Gene Ontology annotation, molecular function: calcium ion binding; protein binding. The coding region runs from base 668 to 8386 and encodes 2572 amino acids. The transcript is spliced from 5 exons.